This is a messenger RNA of Acanthaster planci (crown-of-thorns starfish), 1183 nucleotides long. It is a transcript of the gene kctd9, whose product is annotated as potassium channel tetramerization domain containing 9. Gene Ontology annotation, biological process: intracellular signal transduction; protein homooligomerization. The record is from RefSeq and is a predicted model, not a curated record. Lineage: Eukaryota; Metazoa; Echinodermata; Asteroidea; Valvatida; Acanthasteridae. Gene Ontology annotation, molecular function: protein binding.
AUGUAUGAUUCAGAGUUCGGUUUACCAUGGCACAGUUCAGUUGAUCAUUCUGGUGCCUACUUAAUAGACAGGAGUCCGUCGUACUUCGAACCUGUUCUCAAUUAUCUUCGACAUGGACAACUUAUUCUGGACAGUGGACUUAACCCAGCCGGUGUCUUGGAAGAAGCAAUAUUUUUUGGUAUCACAUCCUUGUACAAACCACUGGAGGAAAUGAUUAAACUCAAUGAAAAACCAGGAGAUCAUACAGCAAUAACAAGAAGGGAAUUUGUGUUGAUGCUUCAAGGGAGAGGGGCCAACUGUGAGCUCAGAUGUCAGGGGAUGAAUUUUGAAGGUGCAGACCUAUCUAAUCUGGAUCUCAGAUACAUCAAUCUGAAAUUAGCAAAUCUCAGCAAGGCAGAUUUGUCCGGUGCUAAUAUGUCAUGCUGUUGUCUGGAGCGUACAAACAUGGCAGGGGCAAAGAUGGAUGGUGCAAAUCUGCAGGGUGUUCGGAUGGUGCUUGCCAACCUUGAAGGUGCUACAUUAAUAGGGUGUAAUUUUGAAGAUCCUCAUGGAAGAAAAGCUAACCUGGAAGGUGUCAACAUGAAAGGUGUCAAUUUAGAAAACAGCCAGAUGGCUGGGGUGAACCUCAGAGUUGCAACUUUGAAGAAUGCUAACCUGAAGAAUUCAAACCUUAGAGGGGCAAUAUUAGCAGGAACAGAUCUAGAGAACUGUAAUCUGACUGGCUGUGAUCUUCAAGAGGCUAAUCUACGAGGGGCAAAUGUUAAGAAUGCAACAUUUGAAGAAAUGUUGACACCACUCCACAUGUCUCAGUCAGUGAGGUAGAUGAAAAAUGGUAGACUUUGCCUUGUAAAUGUGAAUAGCGUAUUUCCAGGGAAAGUCUUGUUGUGCGUAGUUAUCUUCCAUUGCACCUUUUCUCAGCUUCCUUUUGUUGUGUAUUAAAAACACAACUGUCACGUAUUGUAUAAUGCAGUACAUACACAUGUACCACUAAAACACUAUUAUCAGCUCAGCUCAAAUUUUUGGAUAAUCAUAGAGGAAGAACACAGAAGGAGGUGCAACUCUGGUACUUUAAAGUGUUCAAUAAUUGUCGCUGCUGAGUGAGACUGAUAAUAGAAAACAUUCCAAAACUGCCUGAUGACUGCCUGCAUCUUAGCUAGACAAGCGAGGCCAGUAAUAUCCUAGU